AUGGAAAAUGAAGAAGAUAAAGAUAUGGUUAUGUUGCAUUUAGUCAGAAGAAACAACAAAAGCUUUUACGACCUUGCUAAGAUUUACAAAUCUGACAGAAAUUGGUUCUAUCGCGAAAACUUACCGAUUUCAAUGACUCCAAAUGAAGAUGUGAAACAAAUAGUUCAAGAUACGUUACCUCAAACACACUAUGAUAUUAAAGGUUGUACAAUUCUUACCUUCAAAGAAGAUUUGCCAUUGUUAAAGGAAAAAAUAACAGAGUAUUUUGACAACUUCAAACAAGCAGAGUAA
Molecule: messenger RNA, 291 nt
Organism: Trichomonas vaginalis G3
Lineage: Eukaryota; Parabasalia; Trichomonadida; Trichomonadidae
Exons: 1
Coding region: 1-291 (96 amino acids)
Source: RefSeq, a predicted model, not a curated record